Messenger RNA from Myxocyprinus asiaticus (Chinese sucker), 2716 nucleotides. RefSeq names its product C-type natriuretic peptide-like. Gene Ontology annotation, cellular component: extracellular region. Lineage: Eukaryota; Metazoa; Chordata; Actinopteri; Cypriniformes; Catostomidae. The transcript has 3 exons. The record is from RefSeq and is a predicted model, not a curated record. Gene Ontology annotation, molecular function: hormone receptor binding; hormone activity. Gene Ontology annotation, biological process: receptor guanylyl cyclase signaling pathway; cGMP biosynthetic process. The coding region runs from base 390 to 788 and encodes 132 amino acids.
UAGUGGGAGGGUGGGAAAGUAAAGCAUAUAUAGACACCUCAUCCUUACACAUGAGGUACGCUUAACAUACUCACCCAGCUCAUGCAAACACACACUGACAUACAAACACCAUUAAAUCAAAUUCCUGCACUCAGAGAGGAAAGGGAAAAACAGGGAUGCUCUUAGCAGGUGCCAAAAACUGAGUGAGACGAGAAAGAGACAGAGGGAUGAAGCAAGACUAAAACACUUAGUAACGUUAUAGAAGACACUUGAACUAUCCUUGAAUAUUUUGUGUUUGUAUUUCUCUUUACUCUGUAUGUGUCUGAGUGUGUUCAUCUAAAUCUGUUCGUCUAAAUCUGCCCAUACCGGCUUGCAUUAGUGGUGUAUCUGGGGCCAAUAUUAUUUGCACCAUGCUGUGCUCCUCUGUAUUUGUGGUACUUCUAGUCCUGCUGGCUCAUCCAGUGCCCGGACAUGCCCGAGCCCUGCACACGCCUGACAAAGCCAUGCAGGUCAUCGAGCAGUUCCUUGAGCGCUACAAUGACCUUUUGACCCUUGAUGAUCUUGAGAACCUCACAAUUGACCAAUCAGAAGAACCCAUGCAGACCUUCAUUUCUGGGUUGAAGGUUGCAGAGCAUCCCAAGUGGAUUGACAUACCGGUGCAGAGCAAGAAUGCCUGGCUCCGCCUCUUAAAAGGGGCUUUGGCCAAUCAGAAGCGAGCUCCACCAGACCGGCUGCGGAGGGGUUGGAAUCGAGGCUGUUUUGGCCUGAAAUUGGACCGGAUUGGCUCUAUGAGUGGGCUCGGGUGCUAAUAAUGGACUGAGAGAUGAACCAAGAAGAUGAGAUGACUGUUGUCCUGCUUAGCUUUAGGUAGAGAUCACCACCAAACUCUGGUCUGGUCUGGACCCCGUAAAAAGAGUUGUACAAACAAGGUGGACAGAUUCAUUAUAUGGUGUAUCUCUACAUUGGAUUUGGAAUGACAUGUUUCACUGUAUAUGUAUAUUAAUUUAAUAAGGAGGCUAGAAAAAAUUAAAUGUUUAAAUUAGUAGAUACAGUGGCAUGAAAAAGUUUGGGCACCCCGAUCAAAAUUUCUGUUGCUGUGAAUAUUUAAGCGAGCAAAAGAUGGCCUGAUUUCCAAAAAGCAUAAAGUUAAAGAUGACACAUUUCUUCAAUCUUUUACAGUUUAAAAAAACAAAAAAGCAAAACACCCACUGGCAAGUAUCACAGCUUGUAAACGCUUUUCGUGGCCAGCUAAGAGUCUUUCAAUUCUUGUUUGGGGGAUUUUCACCCAUUUUUCCUUGCAAAAGGCUUCUAGUUCUGUGAGACUCUUGGGCUGUCUUGCAUGCACUGCUCUUUUGAGGUCUAUCCACAGACUUUCGAUGAUGUUUAGGUCGGGGGUCUGUGAGGGCCAUGUCAAAACCUUCAGCUUGCGCCUCUUGAGGUCGUCCAUUGUGGAUUUUGAGGUGUGUUUAGGAUCAUUAUCCUGUUGUAGAAGCAAUCCUCUUUUCAUCUUCAGCUUUUUUACAGAUGGUGUGAUGUUUGCUUCCAGAAUUUGCUGGUAUUUAAUUAAAUACAUUCUUCCUUCUACCAGUGAAAUAUUCCCCUCUGCCACUGGCAUCAACACAAGUCCAAAGCAUGAUCGAUCCACCCCUGUGCUUAACAGUUGGAGAGGUGUUCUUUUCAUGAAAUUCUGCAUCUUUUUUUCCUCCAAGCUUACCUUUGCUCAUUGUGGCCAAAAAGUUAGAUUUUAACUUCAUCAGUCUGCAGGACUUGUUUCCAAAAUGCAUCAGGCGUGUUUAGAUGUUCAUUUGCAAACUUCUGACGCUGCAUUUUGUGGCGAGGACGCAGGAAAGGUUUUCUUCUCAUGACUCUUCCAUGAAGGUCAUAUUUGUGCAGGUGUCGCUGCACAGUAGAACAGUGCACCACUACUCCAGAGUCUGCUUUUGCAGUUAAACAGGGGUUUUGAUUUGCCUUUCUAGCAAUCCUACAAGGAGUUCUCUCUGAAAGUUUUCUUGGUCUUCCAGACCUCAACUUGAUCUCCACCAUUGCUGUUAACUACCAUUUCUUAAUUACAUUACAAACUGUGGAAACGGCUACAUGAAAACGCUUUGCUAUCAUCUUAUAGCCUUCUCUUGCUUUGUGGGCAUCAAUUAUUGUAAUUUUCAGAGUGCUAGGCAGCUGUUUAGAGGAGCCCAUGGCUGCUGAUAUUUGGGACAAGGUUUGAGGAGUCAGAGUAUUUGUAAAGCUUUGAAAUUUGCAUCACCUGGCCUUUCCAAAAGAUGAUUAUGAAAAAGCCAUAGCCCUAACAAGCUAAUUAAGGUCUGAGACCUUGGUAAAAGUUAUCUGAGGGCUAAAAUGUCUUGGGGUGCUCAAAAUUUUGCAUGGUGCUCCUUUCCCUUUUUUCGCUCCAAAAUUGUGCAAAACAAAAAUAAUACACUAAUCUUGCUUAAAAUGUUGAAAAGAAUGUUUCAUCUUUAACUUUAUGCCUUUUGGAGAUCAAUUCAUCUUCUAUUAACUUAACUAUUCACAGUAACAGAAGUUUUGGCCAGGGGUGUCUAAAUUUUGCAUGCCACUGUAAGUUACAAUUACCUGUAUUUUGGUUUUCAACUAUUAGUGAGCAAAGAUCUUAAAACUAUGGAAAUUUCUGUUUUAAGGGAAAUGCAUGAUUUACAGAACAAAUGUAGUACUGCUCACCUUAUAUUUCUGUACAUAUUGCAUGAAUAAAAUUUCUCCUAAUUCA